Molecule: messenger RNA, 1984 nt
Organism: Anneissia japonica
Lineage: Eukaryota; Metazoa; Echinodermata; Crinoidea; Comatulida; Comatulidae
Product: short-chain collagen C4-like
Exons: 5
Coding region: 9-692 (227 amino acids)
Source: RefSeq, a predicted model, not a curated record
UUCUAUAAAUGAAAAUGUUGGUUUUCAAGGGUACGUCGAUCCUUGUUCUCGGUCUUUGUCUGCUGAUUCUCAACAAAGCCAAGGGAGAAGAGGAAGGAAAUGGUGUAAAUCAAGUAUGGAAUUUCUUCUUCGGGAAUGGAGAAACACCGGAGCCUACGUACAAUUGCCCAGCAGAGCCAGUGACAUGUGAAACAAGAAAUGCAAGCGUAGCUUAUGUUCGUUGGGGUCGGGAUGACUGUAACCCAGAUACCUCAGACAUCGUAUACUCUGGUAAAGUAACAAAGUGUUAUUAUGAAUUUGAAUGUUAUGAAGACCAUGGGGGAAGUCGGUCUCUGUUAUACGGUGCUGAAUAUGAAACCAACACUUACGCUCCUUUCAGUGACGUACACGAUGGAGACAUCGUGUGUGCCUUGUGCCUUGCGCGUGGCAGAUCAACCACUUCGAUGAUUCCUGCCAAACGCACGUGCCCUUCAGGCUGGACCAAAGAGUAUGGCGGUUUGUUGAUGGGAAGUGUACAUGGCCAUGGUGGUCAUGAUUAUCUUUGCAUAGAUAGAAAUCCUCAGGCACGACAUGGUUCCUCGGUAAACAACAAUGGCCAUUUGUUUUAUGCUACCGAAGGCGUAUGCGGCUCGCUCCCUUGCCCACCCUACGCUAAUGGGAAUGAAAUAACAUGCGUUGUAUGUUCCCGUUAACAACAUGCCUACCAAAGGCUAUUAACAUAUUGGCAUAAGACUACCCCCAUAGCAUAGCCUUUAUGAGGUUUUGAACAAGAAUAUUAUGGCUAAAGGACUAUUUUAAGACUUAUUUUAAACUUGUCAGAAGAAUUAAAGUUUUUUUCAUAAGAUGCAUAACUUUGUUUGCGGAUAUUGAUGCUCUCCAUGAUCCACACUUGCUCAUUUUCUUAACGUAGUAGAGCUUCUUCAACAUUAACUUUUAUUCUAAAUAAUUAACUCUGAUAAAUUCAAUUCGUAUACAUAACGAAUUUACCUAGUGAUUGUAGAAUUACGCCUAGCAGUGGCGUAGCUAGGAGGUGGGGUCGAGGGGGCACGUGCCCCGGAAGCCAGAUUUGGGGGCGCUAAAAUGGGAGAAUGAGAGUAAAAAAAAAAAAUAACCACUUUUUAGAAAAGCAUGACGAAAUUGAUGUGUCGUCAGGCAUGAAUAUAUUCCAGUUAAUAAUGAAAAUCUGAAUGUACAGUAGUUGUGUUUAUUGGCCAAUUUAUAGAUUGUGACUUCUUUUAAGUCCAUUUCAACCGUUUUCUCUUUUUAAAAAAAAUCCUAUUCUGUAAUGACUACAUGUCUAAAGCUCAUCCUGCCAUAUCUCAGAGCCAAGACGGGACAAGUGAAACUAUCUGCUUUGGCACUCCUUAGUCUUGAGCGCGAUGAAGCAGACAACAUUGCUAACUUUGAUCAUGUUAUUAACGUAUUUGCAGAUGCAAAAGCACGCAAAAUUCAGUUGCGAGUUAUACAAUGUUACAAAUUCAGCAACUUACAAGAAAAUAAGAAUAUUAUAAUGCUAUAAAUACAACAGCCUUACAAAUAAGUGUAUGGUAAAGUUGUAUACAUAGUUCCGAACAGCUUCAGUGGUAAAAGAAACAGGGGUGGCGCGACCGGGGUGGGGCCUACGGUACGUAUAUGCUUAAAACCUAUACAACUAAUAUCAAUUUAUUUCACAAUAUUAUAAUUACAAUUUUCUACUCUUGCCGCCGGGCCCCAACCUCUAGCUAAGCAACUGACGCCUAGUAGAAUACUGGUUUACCAUACCAUAAUAAAUAAUGAACCAAUCAGCACCGCGGGUUAGGUUUCGAAGAUAAGUAAUACAAUUGGUGUGAUUAUAUAUGCAUGGUAAAAAAUAAUGGGAAAAAAUCUGAAAAUGCUAACAUUGUUUGAAUUCAUCAAGUAAUAUAUCACGUGUUUGAUAGUUAUAGAAAUAUAAUUGAAUAACAUUUUUUGUGGUUUCAAAAUAAAACGUGCAUUUAAAAAGAAA